AUGAACAUGACCCAUUUGUCUGGCAAUGACCUCAGAGUCGCACUCAGAGCUGCAGCAAGGGCACUCAUUUGGUCUCUACAGGCAAUGCCAGAACUGCAGGAAGCUAGGAUUGUGAUUAUCGGUGGCAUGGCGGUCCAACAUCAUGUGGGAGCCUACCGGAAAACCUCGGUGAGUACACUGAAGAACCGGUCUCAACGGACGCUGACGAGGUCAUUCAUCCUGGUGCAGGAUGUGGAUGUUCUGCUUUUCAGCCAUGACCAUCCCAUUGACACCCAACGGAUCCGCAAGGAGCUGGUCUCCGGAUUUUCAUAUCUCUUUAUGGAGUGUGCUCAGCCGCUGUUCUUCAAGUACAGAGAUACGCACUGUACGCACUUGGUGCAGGUGGACCUUAUCCCCCAGCAUCUGCCACCAUACCUGCCUGCGCAUGCGAUGGCGCUAAGGGAGAUAGACUUGAACUAUCUGCCGUUCAUCGUCCCGUUGGACCUCAUCGCGUACAAGGUCCACUGCUCGAGCAUGCGUCCCUAUUCGAGAAAACGAAAACAGGACGCCCGGGACGCGAGGAUGCUCUGGGGAAUGAUAUACAGUCUGAAGUCUGUUCCACUCAGCCAAGCUCAACGGCAGGCCAUAAUCUCAGGGCUGGAUCUGAUGGCAGGAAAUUCCGGAAUUUGGCGCUGGCUAAAGGGCAGGCUGAGACGAUGGGUAAAUAUCCGUCAAUCCGCCUGCAACCAAGUCGAGAGAGUGCGUCUUAUCAUGGAGCGAGAGGAGUCUGCCCUUCACAAGUUCCCCAGAACCCGUUUUACGCCCCCAGGAGAUCUUUUCGUUACCAGCGUUGGCGUGUUUGGAGAAAUCUUAGCUGCUCAGCCAUACAUGAAGACACGCCUGGUCCUGGCAUAUACAAUGUCCCGGAUUCGGACAGUCGAAUCUCUCGAAGCCCAGCUGGACCACCAUCUCGACUUACUGCGACUCUGCCGGGGCGAUAGCAUGAAUGUGCGCGGCCGUGUGCCUGCGCUGAUGCUUCGCCUCGAUAAGGACCAGAAAUGCUACGAGUUUUUAAAGUGGCACGCUGUGAUUGCGUCUGAGGAAAAUUGGGAGCCGACGCAUUGGAACCUUUCGUACCUCAAUAUCAAGAAGGCGGAUGCUUUCGAGUCUAUCGAACUCUUUGUCGCCGGAUUUCCCGACCUCUACCGGAUCGUCGCCCUAACACUUUUGAAAAUCAAGCUACUACUGCACUUGAUGAGACUAGAAGAGACCGCUCUUGUCUUGAGCCCCAAACUGCCUCCAGAGCUUGUCGACUUGAUUCAGUCGUUCGUGCCUCGCAGUCCGAUUGUUGCCGGAAAUCGCGAGUUGGUGUACGGAGCAACGCGCCAGCCUGCGAUUGAGAAACUGGAGAUAGAGAUCGACGUGCUGUGCAUGGCCACCAAUCUGCGCAAUGUGCACUUCUGGUCAAGCCUUCUGAACCCGGAGCGUAACUCAACUGUAAAGCCCAACCAUCACCAUUGGGGAACUGUGGAGGAGGCGCGUGCCAUUAUCAUGUCUGUCUAUGACGCUUGGGACGAGACUCCAGGGGCCAUCGACUUUAUCAGAAAGAAGUCGCAGGGCAGGGCUUGA
Messenger RNA from Aspergillus thermomutatus, 1608 nucleotides. RefSeq lists its product as uncharacterized. The transcript is spliced from 3 exons. Lineage: Eukaryota; Fungi; Ascomycota; Eurotiomycetes; Eurotiales; Aspergillaceae. The record is from RefSeq and is a predicted model, not a curated record. The coding region runs from base 1 to 1608 and encodes 535 amino acids.